Messenger RNA from Orbilia oligospora ATCC 24927, 1554 nucleotides. RefSeq lists its product as uncharacterized. Gene Ontology annotation, cellular component: membrane. The coding region runs from base 1 to 1554 and encodes 517 amino acids. Lineage: Eukaryota; Fungi; Ascomycota; Orbiliomycetes; Orbiliales; Orbiliaceae. The transcript is spliced from 6 exons. Gene Ontology annotation, biological process: biotin import across plasma membrane. The record is from RefSeq and is a predicted model, not a curated record. Gene Ontology annotation, molecular function: solute:proton symporter activity; biotin transmembrane transporter activity; dethiobiotin transmembrane transporter activity.
AUGGGGACCUCAGUGGAUGACCCAAAGGCAUUCGACGAACCCGUCAAUGUUCGCGACUCCGUCUUUAAAGACGUUGGCAACGAUGCAGAAAUCGGUGUCAAUAGUGCAUCGGCUUCUGAAGUUGACCGGGUUUAUAGAAAACUCGAUAGAAGGAUAAUUCCAGCCUUAUGGGUCCUAUACUUCCUCUGCGCUGCUAUCCGUUCAAAUGUCGGCCUCGCCCUCACAAUGAAUUUCUCUACUGGCGACUCGUUAGGCCAAAAACUCGGGCUGAAUGGCCACCAAAUCAGUACCGGUCUAGCACUCUUUUAUGUUUGUUAUGUAAUAUUUGACUUUCCGUCAAAUCUCAUCAUGUCAAAGCUUUCACCCCAUGUCUGGCUGAGCCGUAUCGUAUUCUGCGUCGGUGUUGUUGGUGCGUGUCAUGCAGCAUUAAACGCAGCAUGGAACUUUUAUCUCAUCCGUGUUCUUCUCGGUAUCGUCAUCGCGGGGAUGUGGCCCGGCAUGUCCUACUACCUAACUCUUUUCUAUCCGCCCAACCGCACAGGAAAGAGAAUAGGCUACUAUUUCACCGCCGCUCAAGUCUCUGCGGCAGUUGUUUCUCUUGUCUCUGCUGGAUUCCAAAAGAUGAAUGGCUACGGAGGACUCACUGGAUUUGAAUGGAUGUUUAUGAUUUACGGUAUCAUUACCGUUAUCGAUGCCAUUUUACUGCUUUGGUGGCUUCCUGACCGUCCCUAUCCACCGGGAGAGAGCCGAAAGCUCCGAUGGUACUACAACUAUCUCCCCCGCCAAGUACCAGCAUUCAGCACGGAACGAGACCAAAAAAUCCAUUACGAAGAAAUGAAGAAAGUCUACCACGCCCCCGCGUGGACAGUCAAAGACUUAGGCAGCGUAAUGAUCGAUUGGCGUCUCUGGCCGUUGACCCUUAUGUAUUUCGGCGUCGUUGGUGUGGGUAUCGGUGUUCAAAACUAUGGUACUUUGAUUAUCAAAUCAACCAACCCCUCCCUGACACCCGUGGAGAUCAGUUUAUUGUUCGCGCCGAUCUGGGUGUGCGAUUUAAUUGCUAUAUUGAUUGCCAUGCCGUUGUCUGAUCGGUUCAAUGGGAAGAGGGCGUACAUAUUCUCUUUUGGAUGUGUUUUGCAAAUAGUGGGGCUCUCCAUGACGACGUUUUCUACGAAGUCGUGGACGAGAUAUGGCGGCCUAUUAGUCGUGGGCUUUGGACUUGGUCCUACAACGCCUAAUGUGAUGACAUGGACUAAUGAAAUCUUUGCCCGAAGGCACGGUGAAGUUGGCGUUGCUGCGGCUACCGCACUGGUUUCCGGGCUGGGAAAUCUUGGAUCUGUAACAACGACUUAUGCCCUAUACACUGGCUGGGCAUCCGACGCAGUCGCAGGUCCACGGCAAUUUAGAAAAAGUAACAUCGUUAUGAUGGGAAUCCUCGGGAUGAGUAUCGUAAGCAGCAUCGCUUUGAAGUUACUGCUACACUUCUUUGACGGCAACAAAAAGGAAGCGGAGGAGUCAGUCGAGAGAGUCGCAGUUGAACAGGCUGAUCCAAAAUAG